AUGCAGACGUUGACAACCAAGAGCGAGCUAAAGGCUGCAAAUUCUAUCCAGGGCACGUGUGACGCUGUGAUCGUACUCGACCAGGAGCUGAAGGUCAUUCAUGGCGAGCAGUCCGUCGCGAACAUGCUGAUGUUAACCCCAUCGAAGGUCCAGAGCGAGAGCGAGACCCCAUCAAAGGUCCUGAUCGCCGAGGAGGAGCGCGACAGACUUGCUGAGAUGGUGCAUGGCGCCCGAUCCAGCGCGAUGCCAGGGCCGUACGCCGCUUUCAACACCUCCCUGAAGGACAGUGCCGCUAUCCCGUGCAGCGUCGAGGCGAUGUGCGUGAAACACCUGCAGGCCUUAAUUCGGACCCCCCCAUCGAAGGCUCACAAGUGCCGUCCUGGGACUGAAAAUGUUGAAGAACCUCCCGUCGUGUUUUUUUUCUUCUUCUCACAGCACGAGGAUGUCUGGGUGGGCAGCGGCUGUGCGAUCGACCAGCACCGCCGCUGCGCCCGCUGCGCAAAGCUCCGCCCGCCGCCCCAACCCCAGAAGAGACGGCGGCGUCGAGUUUCCGCGGCACGGCCGCGCCCUUGCGCGCUGCUGCCGCGGCCCCUCGCGGGGAGCACCUGCUUGCAGCCCCUCGCGGGUGACCUCCGCUGCGUCGAUACGCCCUCUUUGAUGCCCAGAGAUCUGGGGCCAAGUUCUGAUAAGUCGUCUACCCGUUUGGGGCUGGCGGGGGUCAGCGCUUGCCGUCUGGACGCUGACGCGGCCCUCCGGAAGUCUGUGCUGAUGCGUUUUGGGUUUCUCCGUUUUUUUUCUUCCCGCCCUCCCUCUGUCCUUCUUGCUUACUCGCUUCUCUGUCCUCCUCCCGGCAGUCUGUCUUUGCGCGCCGUCAGGCUUGGACGCGUCGGCCGCCGCCGCUGUCGCUGUCGCCGUCGCCCGAAUCGGUGGCUCUGA
Prorocentrum cordatum is the source of this 936-nucleotide messenger RNA. The record is from the annotation of a GenBank genome assembly. NCBI's taxonomy places the organism in Eukaryota, Dinophyceae, Prorocentrales, Prorocentraceae.